AUGAAUAAUUUUAAAGAGGAAAUUGAUGAUGCUAUAAAUGAUAUUGAAUAUGGUGUUGAAAAAGUUGAAUUGGUUUUAGAUCAUCCUAUUUCUGAGAUUAAUCACGUUGCUGUUAUAAAAACCAAUACAAAAGAUAAUUUAGAAUUAUUAAUUAAAAUGUCUUUAGUUGAUGGUUAUUCUAUAAUUGAAUACAUAAAUAAAACUAAAGAUACUCAGUUAGAAGAAGGUCUAGAUUUUCAAAAAUCAUUUGAUUCAUUACCAAAUUUAUUAAUGUAUUAUAGCCCAGAAUUUCAAAAACAAUUUGGGUUGAAAUUAUUUGAAAGAUUAUCAAAUAUUAAAUCAUAA
Dictyostelium discoideum AX4 is the source of this 345-nucleotide messenger RNA. RefSeq lists its product as hypothetical. Bases 1 to 345 code for a protein of 114 amino acids. NCBI's taxonomy places the organism in Eukaryota, Evosea, Eumycetozoa, Dictyosteliales, Dictyosteliaceae. The transcript is spliced from 2 exons. The record is from RefSeq and is a predicted model, not a curated record. Gene Ontology annotation, cellular component: cytoplasm. Gene Ontology annotation, biological process: regulation of canonical Wnt signaling pathway.